AGCCAACGAGUCAUAAACAGGAAGUUACGGAAACCGACGGGUGUCAAGGGCUGUUGACAACAGCGCAUGUAAAAAUGGCAGCUGCAGAAGUCUCCAGUGAAACCCACAAUCCAAAUUCGGAUUCACAAAAACUGCCCGAAAUGUUAGAUCGUGGCUGGAAGCUGUUCGAGGAGGUGGACAGCACGAACGAACCCACGGGAUCCAACCCGGUCCAGGUGAAAGUCAAGCGGGCCGUUCAGCUGCUGGAGGAGGCGACGCGAAUGGUCGCCCAGCUGGACUUGUUCAGUGAAAAUGAAGAGCUGGAGGAAAUCGCCACCGCGGACCUCAAGUACCUGCUGCUGCCCGCGCUGCUGGGGGCCCUCGCCAUGAAGCAGGUGAACCAGGCCAAGCGCCUGGAGCACGUGCAGAGCGCGAGGGUCUACUUCCUGGACUUCCUGAAGCGCUGCAAGGACUACAGCAUCAUCAGCUUCGAGCUGCCCAGGGACCGGACCCCGGGGUCGCCGGAAUGCCCGGAAGAGGCGGGUACUGGCGCGACGGCCGCGAGCAAACCGCCGGACCUGGUCGCCAUGGCAACGCAGAGACAAGCCAAAAUUGAGAGAUACAAACAGAAGAAGGAAGCAGAAGCCAGGCUGUCAGAGAUCAGGUCUGCAGUAGAGAGUGGCCUUGCAGAUGAUGAAGUAGUUCGAGAUUUCUACUUGCUCCACGUGAGGAAGUGGAUAACCGUUGCUUUGGAGGAGAUCGAGAGCAUUGAUCAGGAAAUUGAGAUUCUGAAGAGAAUGGAUGUGCUGAAACGGAGUCCAGCAAAGCCUGCGCCAUCCCAGCAGAGGCCUCCGAUGAAACCCUUCAUUCUGACUAAAGAUGCUGUACAAGCCAGGGUCUUUGGUGCGGGAUACCCCAGCCUGCCCACUAUGACGGUGAACGACUGGUACGAGCAGCACCGGAAGCACGGGGUCCUUCCCGACCAAGGGAUUCCACGCAGUGCAGCUGAUAUUGACAACGAAGAGCGAGAAAAAGAGGAGAAAGAGCGGCAGAUCGAGAACGACGACGAAGAGGCCUUACAGAAGGCACGGGACUGGGACAACUGGAAGGACACACACCGAAGAGGCUACGGCAACCGGCAAAACAUGGGCUGAUGGAUCAGAAUUGAAAAACACCCCGGCCAACGUGCAACAAUGAGUGAUUUGUAUAAUCCGUUAAGUCCGAAAAUACAAAAAUGCAACCAAAGUAUCUGCCUGUGGUGAAAAGAUGACGACCCGACUGAGAGCAAGAGUUGCUCUUUCACUCUCGGAGUAGGAGAUUCCUGUGUGUCGGCUUAUGUGCUCUUUCUUUUGUUGAUGAGAUCUGUGAAAAUAGUGGAUCUUUUGGUUUGCAGCAACAAGCAGGUGUUUGAUUAGGGGUUUCCAUUUGCAUUUUCUGAAUGAUGCACAUCUUGCGGAAAUCUGGCGGGUGCUUUUUUGGUAUGUUUUCCUUCUGUGAAACUGUAGUUGAACCUCUUGUUGUUCUUGUGCCGUAGCACCAUCUUUGAAGUACAUCUGUCCUUUCGCUGACCACUGCAGUGCCACAGUUUGAUAUUGUCUGAUGGAAUAAUUUUUACUGGCACUUUCUAUAUUUAUGUAAUACAGUCAAUAAACCGUUUUUGUUGCCAGAAUAUGUAAUAAUGGAAAAUAAAGGUAAGGAUUUAUAUGGUCAUAGCAUUUUAUUAGAUUGGCAGUAAAGCAUUUUCAAGUAUAUAUUAAUGUCCUAAAGCUGCAUUAAGAGGUGUAAUUGUAAAUACUUCACAGUAGCUCUUUGUGAAGUAAAUUAUGAUUGAAUAAUGAAUUUUUUUUUUCUUUAUACACAAGUUACUCAGAGUGUACUAUUUGAGUGGGUUGGGCUUUUCUGCCUGAAUGGUGCCAUAUGUUUGUUUGAAGAGUCUGCAUUUCAAGUUAAGUAGUAGCGUUAGAAUGGCUCUUCCUGGCUAGAUUAGGACAUCAUGGGAUGUAUUUUUCUUUAUAAGUAGGUACAGCACACAAAUUGUAUGUUUGUGUGGUGGUUCAGAAGUCCCUCCCCAUAAAUGGUUUUGACAGCCUCAUAGUCCUCCUUAGGAUAGACCUAGCGGUCUUAAGAGCAGAGGAAUUUGUUACAAUACGGUAAAAUUAUGAUUGUCCAAUUAUGUGAGCUGAUGCCUUGGUCAAGAUAUGUACAGUUGGUAUCCAAGAAAACAUGAAGUUGAAUCACCUUCACCUAUUUACUGUAUGUAAUAUAAUUCACUGUAUAAAUGUAUUCUGCUGAAUUGCAUUUGAAUUUCCUUCUAAUAAAAGUUAGUGAUACAGUA
Molecule: messenger RNA, 2314 nt
Organism: Scleropages formosus (Asian bonytongue)
Lineage: Eukaryota; Metazoa; Chordata; Actinopteri; Osteoglossiformes; Osteoglossidae
Gene: igbp1
Product: immunoglobulin (CD79A) binding protein 1
Exons: 6
Coding region: 75-1133 (352 amino acids)
Biological process (GO): regulation of signal transduction; regulation of dephosphorylation
Cellular component (GO): cytosol
Molecular function (GO): protein phosphatase 2A binding
Source: RefSeq, a predicted model, not a curated record